This is a messenger RNA of Toxoplasma gondii ME49, 1218 nucleotides long. RefSeq lists its product as hypothetical. The transcript is spliced from 5 exons. Bases 1 to 1218 code for a protein of 405 amino acids. The record is from RefSeq and is a predicted model, not a curated record. Lineage: Eukaryota; Apicomplexa; Conoidasida; Eucoccidiorida; Sarcocystidae.
AUGGAGCGGUUCUGGCGGAACAGUGUUAAGGAAUCGGAACGUCGAGAUCAACAGCGGUUUGAGGAGGAGAUUCAGAGCAGAUUUGCCCAGGAGUUCGAAUUCGAGAGGAGAAAACAGCGGCUGUGGCAAGCGAUUGGCAGAGAGUCACCUGACGGCGACACUACUGAAGGGGAACUUGCAGCACAGUAUUACGCUGCAAUGCAGGCCGCUCUACACGGACCAAAGGAAGAUAUCAUUACGGGACAGGCGUUCGGGAGGUAUAUACCCAGCACAGCGCAAAGCCCGAUCACGGACCUUCAAAACAAAGUAAUUUAUGGCCCGUGGGCGCUUAAUUGGAACCGCGCCAUAACGAGCAGAACAACUCGAGUAUCUCUAGGUGGGCGUCGUGGCGCAGUGAGCAUCGGGAGCAGUGCAUCAAGUUAUGUCACGACUGCCAAUGUAAACUGGAACAGGACUGCAGUGACAUUUGCAGCCAGGCCAAAUGAUCAGGCUGUCAAACUGGGGAUCCUUCGUGGACGCUAUGGCGUAGACGUGGCGAGAUCUAAUCGUCUCAGAACGUCCGCAGUUGAGACAGUCAUGCGUUACGUUGAGACUGCAACAGUCGUAGACCAGAUUAAUCGAACAUACGGGCAACGCAUUCGUGUGCGUCGCUUCAGUUUCAAUUACACCCGAGAUUUCACGAUCCCGCGUUUCGACUCCCCGGGAAGAACUCCCGGUCUCCGACAGGAACUUGCUGUGAAUUGGGGGUCGUUAGGAAUCAGCGUCGGUACAGAUGUUCCCGACAAUGAAUACGCCAUUUCUGUUGGGCUUCGUGGCUAUCAGUUUUCCGUCCUGAGAGAUUUUUUUCAGCGUCUGACGCAGUUCCAGGGGAACUGGGGCCGCGGUUGGCAACUGGAGAUUGCAACGAAGUUCGAGGACCCUAUCAACGACCUACUAUACUAUCAGGUUGGGUUCGGACGCCUCGGUCGCCUUUACGCCACAGCAGGGGCGGGAUUUGCAUCAGAUAACACUCCGAUGGCUCUUGUUCAGGUCCAAGGAAACGACGCAAGUGUGGCAUUUAAAGCUGUCCAAGAAGCUGGUGUUCGAGUUUUCAAUAUUGGCUUCACCGUUGGACGCUUUACUUACAGCUGGGAUUCUGUUGUCGACUACGAUCGCGUCGCCAUGCCCCUCUCACCGAUCAGUGCAAUCCUAAAGACGCUUCUGAAUGUCACCCCCUAG